Messenger RNA from Candidozyma auris, 1236 nucleotides. RefSeq lists its product as uncharacterized. The transcript has a single exon. Lineage: Eukaryota; Fungi; Ascomycota; Pichiomycetes; Serinales; Metschnikowiaceae. Gene Ontology annotation, molecular function: NADPH dehydrogenase activity; FMN binding. Bases 1 to 1236 code for a protein of 411 amino acids. The record is from RefSeq and is a predicted model, not a curated record.
AUGUUACUUAGCAGACGGUUUGCUUCGGAUAUAGCUCGGUCGGUUCCACUAAGGGAUACCAAGGUGUUCAAGCCCAUCAAAGUGGGCAACAACGAGUUGGCCCACAGAGUGGUGUUUGCUCCAUCUACUCGGUUCAGAGCACUUCCCGACUACUCGCCUUCAGAUCUCCAAUUACAGUACUAUGAGAACAGAUCACGGUUUCCUGGAUCCCUUAUUAUCACAGAGGGCACUUUGGCAAGUUUGAAAACAGGUGUUAGUGCUAGAGCACCUGGAAUCUUCACCGUUAAGCACGUUCAGGAAUGGAGCAAGAUCACGCUGAAAAUCCACGACAAUGGGUCAUUUGCAGCGGUUCAGCUAUGGGGAUUAGGCCGGGGAGCCGAUCCCGUGCAGAACAAGAAAGAAGGUGUCCCAUUGAAAGGUGUUUCUGCGAUAUAUCAUAAUGAGGAGCAAAGAGAGAAGGCUAUCAAGGCAGGCAACGAGCUAGCAGAGUAUACCACAAGUGAGGUGGAGGAGUUGGUAGAGGAAUUUGUUAGGGCUGGAAGAAACGCAGUGGCAGCAGGCUUCGAUUAUGUGGAACUUCAUGGUGCUACCGGAUACCUCUUCAACCAAUUCUUCGAGUCCUCCUCGAACAAAAGAACAGACAAGUACGGAGGCUCAAUAGAGAAUCGCUCACGUUUUGCCUUGGAAGUUAUAGAUGCACUUUCUAGAGAGCUUGGUGCAUCGAGAGUAGCCAUCCGGCUAUCGCCUUGGCUCAAGUUCUCAGGUAUGAGAGCUGAGGAGGAUGAGAUCCACCCUGUGGCCACAUUCGGCUACUUUUUGGGCCAAUUGCAGAAACGAGCCGACGCUGGCCAGGAAAUCGCCUACGUCUCACUUGUCGAGCCUCGGAUCCCAGAAAUACUGUCUAACGAAGACGCUCACGCCAGCAACGCCUUUGCCAACGCUGUGUGGAAGGGGAAGCUCAUCCGUAGUGGGAGUUACACCUACGAUGUUCCAGAGUUCAAGCAGGUGUUGAAAGAUAUCGACGAUGACCGUACUUUGGUAGGCUUUUCGAGAUAUUUUCUUUCGAAUCCUGACCUAGUGUUCAGAUUACGUGAUGGAGGAGAGCUCAACCCGUACGAUAGAAGCACGUUUUACACUUCGAGCAACUGGGGCUAUAAUACGUUCAGCUUUCGUGACGACCCCAGCGAGUUUGACCAGGCCAUCGAGCAAGCCCGCAAACCGAAGCCCUUAGAUUAG